AUCCUUAUUAUAUAAUGAUUCGUCACAAUUUAAUUUUAUAUGUAUCUAACUUAAAAAGUGAUAAGUUAUUGUAAUUCUAAAAAAAAAACAGUGAUAAGUUAGUAAAAAUAAAGAUGAGAAAGAAGUUUAAAUACGCACCCAAUAAUCUUGGAUUCCUCCGUGUCACAAUUCGAAUUAAAGCUUUGUUUCUCCACUACUUCCUUUUCCUUCCGAUGAAGACUGUCCCAAAGUUCACAAUUAUCCACCCCUACAAGACCGUCGGCGGCGGCGAUCACCGCUUUCGGAUCGCCGCUCUCGCACUCUUCCUCGUCUUCGCUUUCACCUUCUUUCUCAAUCUCAUCGCCACGAGAGACGCCGCCGCGGCCCAAUCUCAGCUACCCGAAGCAAUCGCCGACGCGCUCCUCUACUACGCUUCCGCCAACAUCACGUCCAGGAUGUCCCCCGCCGAAAUGGAGUCCGUCGCGUCCGUCCUCCGCCGGUGCGCCGCCCCGUGCAACCUCCUCGUCUUCGGCCUCACGCACGAGACUCUCCUCUGGAACGCGCUCAAUCACGGCGGGCGCACCGUCUUCGUCGACGAGCACUCCUUCUCUGUGACCAGGAUCGAGGAGCAGCAUCCGUCGAUCGAGGCCUACGACGUGCGAUUCACCACCAAAGUCCGCGAAUUGCGCGAUCUGAUCGAGAACUUCGAGAGAGAGAUCGAGGAAGAGUGCCGGCCGGUGCAAAACCUACUCUUCUCCGACUGCAGUCUGGCGGUCAACGACCUGCCAAACUACAUGUACGACGUCGCUUGGGACGUGAUCGUGAUCGACGGUCCGUCGGGAUACUCGUCGGAGUCGCCCGGGAGGAUGGCGUCGAUAUUCACCGCGGGAGUUAUGGCGAGGAGUAGAAACGGCGGCGGUGGGACGCAUGUGUUUGUACAUGAGAUGCAGAGGCAGGUGGAGAGCGUGUGCACCGAUUUGUUUCUUUGCCGCGAAAAUUUGGUGGAGAGAGUAGAUUUGUUGGGCCAUUUUCUAGUUCGGAAAAUGGGCGGCCCUACAAAUACUUUUGGAUUUUGCUCCCAUCCAUCCCUUUCCACUAACUUAAUUUGAUGCAACUGCUCUAUUUUUAUAUCACUAUUGUAUUUGUAUGUAACACACACACAUAUGGAGAUUGGAGAUUACUUAAUU
Salvia miltiorrhiza (redroot sage) is the source of this 1166-nucleotide messenger RNA. RefSeq names its product protein IRX15-LIKE-like. The transcript has a single exon. NCBI's taxonomy places the organism in Eukaryota, Viridiplantae, Streptophyta, Magnoliopsida, Lamiales, Lamiaceae. Bases 114 to 1088 code for a protein of 324 amino acids. Gene Ontology annotation, biological process: xylan biosynthetic process. The record is from RefSeq and is a predicted model, not a curated record.